CGUUACAGCGGUGGAAGGUUUAAGGAAAAGGCCAUUGAUUGUAUUUGAUGGCAAUUCAACAAGUACAAGCAUAAAGGUGAAGAAGACAGAGAACGGAGCUGCUGAUCGCCUGAAACCUCCUCCUGCUGGAAGCACCACCAACACUGUCAGAAGAUUAUCAGCCCCUUCAAAUGCCUCCACAUACAUUUCAGCCUCCAGUUUAUCCGAGGACGCUAAACUGGGAAUGAGGAACAGUGAGGCUAAGCAAAACAAUAUUUCAAAGACUGACAGCAAUGUGUUGGCUAGUCUGAAGGUCUACCCUUUGACUCCAAUAGCAGGAACUACUGUUGUGAAGUUGAAGAGGUCUGUUCCAAAGGAGGAAUCUGAUUUGCCG
Acanthisitta chloris (rifleman) is the source of this 373-nucleotide messenger RNA. It is a transcript of the gene TSLIG2, whose product is annotated as chromosome unknown open reading frame, human C2orf49. The transcript has a single exon. Lineage: Eukaryota; Metazoa; Chordata; Aves; Passeriformes; Acanthisittidae. The record is from RefSeq and is a predicted model, not a curated record. Gene Ontology annotation, biological process: embryonic morphogenesis. Gene Ontology annotation, cellular component: tRNA-splicing ligase complex. The annotation marks the transcript as partial.